Messenger RNA from Lampris incognitus (smalleye Pacific opah), 1281 nucleotides. RefSeq names its product endoplasmic reticulum protein SC65-like. Gene Ontology annotation, cellular component: endoplasmic reticulum. Gene Ontology annotation, biological process: collagen fibril organization; peptidyl-lysine hydroxylation. Lineage: Eukaryota; Metazoa; Chordata; Actinopteri; Lampriformes; Lampridae. The record is from RefSeq and is a predicted model, not a curated record. The transcript is spliced from 7 exons. The coding region runs from base 1 to 1281 and encodes 426 amino acids. Gene Ontology annotation, molecular function: protein binding; collagen binding.
AUGGUCGCCUUAGAAAGACGCUUUUUGACAAUCGUACUUUGCUGGACGCUCCUUUCUGCGGGGGUCGCGCGGUACCAGAAGUCCAGUUUUAGGACGUUCCCAAGGGAGGAGCUCGUGCCCCUCGCGGCUGCAUACGGCCUGGCUCUGGAGCACUAUGCAGCACAAAACUGGACGGAAUCUAUCAGUCACAUGGAGCGGAGCUUGCGUUUGCAUCGUCUGCAAAGGGACAGUGAGAGAUAUUGCAUAAAGCACUGUAAUGAUACGAGGUCUGAUGGCGAGCCCUCCUUUUCUGGAGACCUUGAUCUCGGUGUCUACUGGCACGUUAUGAUACGAGCGUCUUGUCUGACCAAGUGCAGAUCACACUUCCCAAUUCUUUCUCUUCCCUAUCCAAGCAAAGAGAUGAUGGAAGACUUUGACAGAAGGUUGCCCUACCGAUACCUGUACUUUGCUCAUUCCAAGCUGAAUGAUCUCCAAAGCGCUGUGCCGUGCGCCCACACCUACCUCCAGAAGAACCUCGAUGACCAAGAGAUGAACCGACUCAUGGAAGAACACAAGAGCCAAUACGACCUGAGCGGCUACCUCGUCGACUAUGAGGAACGACCCUAUGAGGGCUCCUUCCUCAAAGCGGUGACCCUCAUCAGUUCAGGGGAUUACAGCAGCAGCAUUGACCACAUGGAGAAGGCGUUGAGACUGUACUUCAAGGAGUACGACAUGUGUCAAGCAGAAUGUGAAGGGACCAAUCGACCGUCCCAAGUCAAAGACCUCUACCCCGUCUUGGCAGCUGUCUACACGGAAGCAUUAAAGUGCAAGUUGAAGUGCGAGGAAAAACUGAUGCCCAACAUCGGUGGCUACGUUGUGGAGAAAUUUGUUGCCACUAUUUACCAUUACCUACAAUACGCUUAUUAUAAAUUAAAUGAUGGCUGCAGAGCUGUGCCCUGUGCAUCCAGCUACGUCCUAUUUGAACCAGAGGACCAGGUCAUGAAGCAGAACCUGCUGUAUUACCAGGCCUACAGUCAACAGUGGGGCCUUCAGUCCAACCACUUUGGACCAAGGAAGGAGGCUCUUAGAUACUACAACCUGACUGUAAUACAAAAGCAGAUGCUGGUAUUUGCAGAAAAAUACUCGCAUUUGGAUGAUGAGGAGUUCUUUGGCCCAGAAGAAGCUGCGCUGGUGGCUCCCGAUUCACCUGAUGUGGAGUUUGAAGGUGUAGGAGACUACGAGGAGUCCAUCUACGCCAAGUGGUCACAGCCUGAGGGCAAAGGGGACACUGGGGUGUCUUAA